Drosophila mojavensis is the source of this 1319-nucleotide messenger RNA. It is a transcript of the gene TpnT, whose product is annotated as troponin T, skeletal muscle. Lineage: Eukaryota; Metazoa; Arthropoda; Insecta; Diptera; Drosophilidae. Bases 144 to 1319 code for a protein of 391 amino acids. Gene Ontology annotation, cellular component: troponin complex. The record is from RefSeq and is a predicted model, not a curated record. Gene Ontology annotation, molecular function: tropomyosin binding. Gene Ontology annotation, biological process: sarcomere organization; muscle contraction; regulation of muscle contraction. The transcript is spliced from 10 exons.
AGCAUCGCUUUGGAUCGUCAGUCUGUUUAGUCGAACCGCAGCAUUCGCUCCUACGACGUCAGCUGCUCGGACUUUAGUUGAGAGUUCAAUUUGUUUCUUUUUCCCUAAGUUUUUUCAACCCUAAACCGUAACCAUGUCCGACGAUGAGGAAUACACCAGUUCCGAAGAGGAGGAGGUUGUCGAGGAGACCAGAGAGGAGACGUAAAAAACCACCUCAGACACCAGCCGAAGGUGAGGGCGAUCCAGAGUUCAUCAAGCGUCAGGAUCAGAAGCGCUCCGAUCUCGAUGAACAGCUGAAAGAAUACAUCAGCGAAUGGCGCAAACAGAGAGCCAAGGAGGAGGAUGAGCUGAAGAAACUGAAGGAGAAGCAGGCCAAGCGCAAGAUCUCGCGCGCCGAGGAGGAGCAAAAGAUGGCCCAGCGCAAGAAGGAGGAGGAGGAGCGUCGCGUCCGCGAGGCCGAAGAGAAGAAGCAGCGCGAAAUCGAAGAGAAGCGCAUGCGUCUCGAGGAGGCCGAAAAGAAGCGCCAAGCCAUGUUGCAGGCCAUGAAGGACAAGGACAAGAAGGGCCCCAACUUCACCAUUGCCAAGAAGGAGACAGGCGUGUUGGGACUGUCGUCCGCUGCCAUGGAACGUAACAAGACUAAGGAACAGUUGGAGGAGGAGAAGAAGAUCUCGUUGUCGUUCCGCAUCAAGCCCCUCGCUAUCGAAGGCUUUGGCGAGCAGAAGCUGCGUGAGAAGGCCCAGGAACUGUGGGAGCUCAUCGUCAAAUUGGAAACUGAGAAGUAUGACUUGGAAGAAAGGCAGAAACGUCAGGAUUACGAUUUGAAAGAGCUGAAGGAAAGACAGAAGCAACAGCUCAGGCACAAAGCCUUGAAGAAGGGUCUCGACCCAGAAGCUUUGACUGGCAAAUACCCGCCCAAGAUUCAAGUCGCCUCCAAAUAUGAGAGACGUGUGGAUACCCGCUCAUAUGACGACAAGAAGAAGCUCUUCGAGGGUGGCUGGGAUGAGAUCAGCAAGGAUGUGAACGAGAAGAUCUGGAACGAGAAGAAGGAACAAUACACCGGCCGUCAAAAAUCCAAACUGCCAAAGUGGUUCGGCGAACGACCAGGCAAGAAGGCCGGUGAGCCCGAGACACCCGAGGGUGAGGAGGACGCCAAGGCCGAUGAGGACAUCGUUGAGGAUGAGGAUGAGGUCGAGGAGGAGGUCGUCGAGGAGGAGGACGAGGAGGCCGAGGAAGAUGAAGAGGAAGAGGAGGAGGAAGAGGAGGAAGAAGAAGAGGAGGAAGAAGAGGAGGAGGAAGAAGAGGAGGAAGAGGAAUAA